AUGCUGGUGCUUCUAACAUUUUGCGUUUUGGUUUCGCAAGUAUCACCAGCAUCCCAGGUGCCACAGCAAGUUAUACAAAACAUGGAUCGCAAUGCCUGUUCUCUGGUUGUAUGUGGCCCAGCUGAGAAAGGGUUACCAGGGAGAGAUGGGAGAGAUGGAAUCCAAGGACUAAAAGGGGACAAGGGAGAGCAAGGAUUGCAAGGACCAAGAGGAAUACUUGGGCCUCCAGGAAACAUGGGGCCAGAUGGACCAGCAGGAGAAAAGGGAUCCCAAGGAGAGAAAGGACCAAAAGGAGAUGUUGGAGAAAUGGGCCCACGAGGAGUCCGAGGUUUGCAGGGUCCUCCCGGAAGUGUUGGCCCCUCUGGACCGCAAGGCAACAGCGGCUCACAAGGUGAAAAAGGUGUAAAAGGAGAAACAGGUCUCCAAGGAGCCACUGGUGCACAAGGUCCCAAAGGCGCAACAGGUGACCCUGGGCCCAAAGGUGAUAAAGGGCCAGUGGGUGAAAAGGGAGCAAAAGGGGAUGUAGGAGCCACAGGAUUACAAGGAGCAACCGGUGCACGAGGGCCAGCAGGGGAGCCAGGCUUCCCUGGAUCCAAAGGAGAUAAAGGUUCCACAGGUGACAAGGGGGAAAAAGGGGACAGCGGUCUCUCAGAGGUCAACCUUAUGAAAAAACAUUUCAGUGCCCUAGAGGUAGAGCUGAAAGCCCUGCAAGCCAGUUUCUCCAAAUAUCUAAAAGUUGCAGCAUUCCCAAGUGGACGAACUGUUGGUAACAAAGUGUUUUUAACCAGCGCCUACGAAGGCACCUUUGCUGAUCUGAAGCAAAGGUGUCUGCAAGCUGGAGGCCAACUCGCUGCCCCCAGGAACGCUGCUGAGAAUGCUGCAGUCCAACAGAUAGUUGUUCUCUAUAAGAAGUCAGUGUUUCUGGGGAUCACUGCUACCCAGACGGAGAGGAAUUUUAAGUACCUGAAUGGUGAUCCCAUCGUUUAUUCCAACUGGCUGCAAGGAGAACCCAAUAAUGACAAGGGCGGGGAGAAUUGUGUAGAAGUUUUUGAGAAUGGCAAGUGGAACGACCGGUCCUGUGGGGAGAAGAGGCUACUACUCUGUGAAUUUUAG
Rhineura floridana is the source of this 1113-nucleotide messenger RNA. RefSeq names its product pulmonary surfactant-associated protein D-like. NCBI's taxonomy places the organism in Eukaryota, Metazoa, Chordata, Lepidosauria, Squamata, Rhineuridae. The record is from RefSeq and is a predicted model, not a curated record. The transcript is spliced from 7 exons. Bases 1 to 1113 code for a protein of 370 amino acids.